Molecule: messenger RNA, 2752 nt
Organism: Choloepus didactylus (southern two-toed sloth)
Lineage: Eukaryota; Metazoa; Chordata; Mammalia; Pilosa; Megalonychidae
Gene: MUC13
Product: mucin 13, cell surface associated
Exons: 13
Coding region: 1-1518 (505 amino acids)
Source: RefSeq, a predicted model, not a curated record
AUGGGCUGUAUCCAGCACAGCUACACCUGCUUCCCCCAGCACAGCUACACCUACUCUCCCCCAAACUACCACACCUGCUUCCCCCAGCACAGCUACACCUGCUUCCCCCAGCACAGCUACACCUACUCUCCCCCAAACUACCACACCUGCUUCCCCCAGCACAGCUACACCUGCUCCCCCAACACAGCUACACCUACUCCCCCACAAACCACUACACCUGCUCCCCCCAGCACAGCUACACCUAUUCCCCCACAAACUACCACACCUGAUCCCCCCAGCACAGCUACACCUACUCCCCCACAAACCACUACACCUGCUCCCCCCAGCACAGAUACUCCUACUGCCCCCCAAACUACCACACCUGCUCCCCCCACAAAUAGUACAAUUGGUAUCACUACAAGUAACUCUGCUACAGGAACAACAGCUGUUGAUAACUCCACCACCGCAUCAACAGAUGAAAGAACCACAAUCGCUGGUUCCUCAGGUACCCAAGAUCCUUGCCAAUCGAAUUCCUGUGGAGGUGAUGCUUCAUGUGUUAGUCUGAAUAAUACAUUUUUUUGCCUGUGUUCAGAUGGGUAUUACUAUAACUCUUCCAGAUGUAUGAAAGGAAAAACAUUCCCUGGAACGAUAACAGUGAAACAAUCGGAAACAGCUGGCUUGGAAGAUACAAAUUCUAAAGCCUAUGAAGACUUAUAUAAUAAAAUCAAAGACUUUUUUCAAAAUGCAUUUAAGGAAUCCGAUUUUGGACAGACUGUAAUUAUUAAAGUAAGCAUAUCUCCUUCAGCAAGAUCUGAAAUGCGUAAUGCCAAGUCUGUGAAUGCAGAAGUAAUAAACAUUUUUGCAGAAACUACAACAAUGGAUGAGCAGACUGUAUCUUCAGCAAUUGAAGCAGAAAUUAAAAAGAACUCAAAUGACUUUACAGGAUUUACUCCGCAAGAAUUAUGUGAUUAUUAUGGUUGUGUAAAGGAUCCUCAAGAUAACUGCAGCAGUGCUAAACUGUGUAAAUGCAAAGAGGGGCUGGAAAGACCUCACCCACUGGUCACUUUCUGUUUUGCUCCCAGUCCAAAGUGCCCUGAUAAUUGCACUGCAGACUACAACAAGCAAUGCUUAACACAGGAAGAUGGUGGAGCUCCGCGCUGUGUGUGCCUCUCAGGCUACAAGGCAAAUAACGAUGGGACCUGUCAAAAGUGUGCGUUUGGCUACAGAGGAGUAGACUGUCAAGACCAAACUGAGCUGAUCCUCACCAUCGUGGGCACCCUUGCUGGCAUCCUCAUUCUCUGCUUGGUGAUCACAUUGAUUGUUUCAAUAAGAUCAAAGAAAAAAAGCAAGAAUAUUGAAGAACGGAACUUGAUUGAGAAUGAUUUUCAAAAUCUGAGACUGCAGCAGACAGGAUUCAGCAACCUGGGAGCAGAUGGGAGCAUCUUCCCUAAAGUCAGGGCAACGGUCCCCAAAGACAAUCAGUUACAAAAUCCCUAUUCAAAUGAAUUUUCUUUCAACCAGAGAAACCUCCACUAUUAGAAUGGUCAAGUUUUGGAACCAUCCAUGGCCCAACCCAAUGUACAUGCCAUUAUUUUGAGUAUUUGGAAGAAUGACAGAAGUGAGCACUGAUGACCACCUGGGCAUUUCUCUUCCACCCAAUAUCAGCCUCUCUGAAUGGACAUAGUGAAUGUUCCCUGGAAUUAAAUGCACAUAGAGGCUAUUAGCACUUCUAAGAUCAGUGAUUUUCUCCACUCAGUACUACUAAGACAAUGGUUAUGGCUUUUCCCCACCUAGUGGAACAACAUCAACAGCCGUUUCCUAUCUAGAAGAAAGAUCCCAUGAUUGUUCACUCUUCUGGGAAGGUAGCUCUUGAAUUGAUUUUCUACAGAAAGUAACCUAAUUCUACUCCACAGCAGCUGUGACGGUCUCGGGCCAUCAGAAGAGGUAUCAUCUUUUAAGGUUCUCAGGUUCAUGCUGGCAAUUAAAAUAGGGAUAUUACUUCUGUCCCUCAGAUGUAGGGAUUGCUGCUAGUCUCAAACCAUGGGAGCUUGUGCCCUGACCUCACAGCAAGAAGAGAGAAAAGACACAUAUUUGCCUCUUAGCUUUCUUGGGUGGAGUGACUGGGAACCUAGGAACAUUUUGAUGUUAAUGAGAAGGCCUGGGCUAGUGCUGUCCACCAUGGGGGGCAUUCUGGAGUGUUUGAAAUGUAGUAGGUGGGAUGGGUGAGGAGGAAACAUGACCUGGAGUGGGUGGAAAAAAGGCAAGGGAAGCAGGGGCUGGGAGGAUGAGCAAGGGAGAAGGAACCCAGGGUCCAUAUCCUUGCCCAGACUCCCCUGUCUGAUGAGCCAACGACACUUCCUCUAAUUCAUGUCCUCCCCAAGAGGACGAGGAUCCUAGGAAAACAUGUAAAAACCAAAACUCAAGGAGCAAGAGCUUCAGAUCAGUUUGAAAUUGCAGACAUUCUGUUUGGCUGAGGGUGGGACAGGGGCUUGUGCUCAGGACUCCAGAUGUCCAGCCUGAUGAUGCAGAUUCCAGGGGCACUUCCCCAGGGCCUCAGCCUCCCCUGGUGACAGAGGCUUCGCUGCAGCCACCAAUACACGUCUGCCCAGGAACGGGGGCAGCCGCACUCAGCACAGGCUUUAUUUCAUGUUACUAGUGUCCUUAUUUAUGUUUAAUGUCUGGUCCCAUUGCAAGUUUAUUUUUAUUUGUUUUUAUUAUUCAUUCUUGAGUAUUAACUAUGGAAGUAACACAAUAAAGUAUAUUUGGAAGAGUG